GGGCUCGAUGCGCUGCGGCUGUUGGGUGGGGGCGGGGCCGUUGGCUGCGGAGCCGGGGAGGAGGAGGAGGCGGAAGGAAGGAAGGAAGGUCUAGGCCUCUCUGCCUCUCGGGCUCUCUGCCUGCCUGCCUAUCGGUCGUAAUAACGCCGGGAGUAUCAUCAGCAAACAACCGGCCGGGGAGAGCGCAGCGGCGGCGACACUGACACCCGCACCGGGAGAAAUAAAGCGGCCGACGUACCCGCCCGCCCGCAGUCGCCAUGGCCGCCACCGGACCCAUCUCCGUCUCCUAGCAACGGCGCGACCCCUGACCCCCCGCCCGGGAGCCACAGGGCAACAACAUCUGGGCGGCCUCCAAACCUCUGUCCUGAUCCAGCAAUUAAUUAACUCAAUCCCCCCCCCCCCCCCAAACUUCUCCAACCGUACAAUUUGGAAAUAUUUAUACCAAAUUCACAUAUGCAUACAUUGCAUUUAACAAUUUUUGCAUAUACUGCUGCAACUGUGCAAUUAUAACUAUUAUUGCACAAUUUACCCAUGCAUAAAUUGCAUAUGCCUAUGCAUAUUUUGGGAUCGGCAUUUUAGUUGGUGCUGUCGAUACUACAUUUAGCCGCGUAUAGGUUUUGGGGGAGAUGCAGCCAGUCGCGGGCCCUGUUCCCAGCUGGGAGGCAGCAGCAGCAGCAGCUGAGAGUGUGGGCAGGAAGGAUUCUGCAGGGAGUCUCGCCACUACUACCAACACUACCACCACUACCACCACCACCACCUCCUCCACCGGCACCAGUAGCUCCCCACUGGGUGGCAACAACAGCCCAGUGCCCGAGCCAGAAGCUGCACACACACAGGAGCCAGUGGACAGGCACAGCCCCCCUCAGACCUUGGACCUGCUCAGCCUGGUGGUGGCUUUCAAGAGACUGGAGAUCUUUGCUGAACCGCUGCACGACUUUUGGGAUCUGGUGAAAUAUUUGAUCAGGUGGAAAGCUCCCAUUUGCUCCCUCUUGUGCUGUGUUACACUCAACGUGCUAUUCCUGGCACUUAGUGAAGCUGGCUGGUUCAUCCUCCUCGCAGUGUUCGUCUCCACCCCCGCUGUUCUCGGCUACCUCCAGGACUCCUGUCAGGAGCAGCUCACUGAGCAGGACCUUGCCCGGCAUAAAAGUCACAGCGUGUGGAGAGAGGACCUUCAAAAGGUGAAAAUCACCAGGCAGGAAGCUCUGGUGGAAAUCAAAACCUUCUUAAUUCACCUGGACGAGUUGCUGACCAAGACUUGCAGCAGUUGUGAAGCUGCCUACCGGGUCCUGUACUGGGAGGAUCACUCUGUGUCUGUCCUGUUUUAUGGGACCUUGUUGGGAAUACUUUCCAUCUUGUACCUGCUCCCACUCUGCUGGGUCCUGGCUCUGAUGACCAGCGUGCUAUUUCUGGGAAAUGCUGAUUUUUACCAGGUAAUUAUCGAUUGCAAGGGAGCAUUGCUGCAGAAUUACAGGCCGCAGCCACAGGUCGAAGAGGAGGUCGCAGUGUCGGAGUCAGAAGUUGCUGUAAACCAGGAGGUGACUCCAACUGCAAGCACUCCAGAGGAAGUGACCCCGGGGAAUGUGGAGGAGCAGGAACCGGAGCAGGACGAUGACUUCAAAGAUGCGAUAGAGGAGGAUGACGACACCGUUCAGUGCAGUGGGGACUACGAUCUGAGCUUGCAAGACAACGGCUUCUUCAAAAAUGAGCCGAUCAGGAGUAAAGUCUCCAAGCUAACCGAGAAACUGAGGAAACGCUAUCCCACCAACAACUACGGAAGCUGUUACAACUGCUGCUCCACAUUUUCAGUCCUGAAGAAGCGACGUAACUGCAGCAACUGUGGUAACAGUUAUUGUUCAAGGUGCUGUUCAUUCAAAGUCUCCAAAUCGUCCAUGGGAGCCACAGCUCCAGACGCUCAGCGUGAGACGGUGUUUGUUUGCAGCCAGUGCAAUUUUAUUUUGAGCAAGUAGGAUGAUGCUCCUCUCCCUCCCUCCCUCCCUUGCUCUCCUUCUUUCUCCUCUUUUUGUAUGAACAUUUUGCUUUUAUGUUUUAACUGGAAUUCACCGACUGGGCAAACUCGAGACGAGGAAGCUGCGGAAGGCUGUUCCAGGCCUGUGAGUGUUCACGGUAUCUGGGGAAUCAGGACAGGGGUCCAGGUACAAGAGCAACAUUGAUUCUGGAAUCAGUGCUUGUACGUCAUAUAAUAUAAUGUCACAAAAAAUAAUAUAUAUCCUUAUCUUUAAGCGUUGCCUUCUGCUGUAUAUUUUGUGAGAUUAGACACUUCCUUUUUUUUGUAUAGCGUGCGAGGUAGAACAAUAUUGAACGAGUUGGUAAAACUCUCCAAACCCUUAAACUUCAUUUCUUUGUCAUUCUUUUGAUAUCUGUGCUGUUGGUCUUAUUUUCUUUUCUCCAAUAAAAACGACACACUGCAGAAAA
Messenger RNA from Amblyraja radiata (thorny skate), 2433 nucleotides. It is a transcript of the gene zfyve27, whose product is annotated as zinc finger, FYVE domain containing 27. Lineage: Eukaryota; Metazoa; Chordata; Chondrichthyes; Rajiformes; Rajidae. Gene Ontology annotation, cellular component: growth cone membrane; endoplasmic reticulum tubular network. Gene Ontology annotation, molecular function: metal ion binding. The transcript is spliced from 11 exons. The coding region runs from base 627 to 1967 and encodes 446 amino acids. Gene Ontology annotation, biological process: neurotrophin TRK receptor signaling pathway; endoplasmic reticulum tubular network formation; protein localization to plasma membrane. The record is from RefSeq and is a predicted model, not a curated record.